GGAGCGUCGUGGGGAAACCUAGGCCGUUUCGAUUCUUCGACCUCGUUUUCAUCGACGAAGAAGAUUUGGGAGGGCGAUGGCGGAAGAGGGAACGGUGAUCGCCUGCCACAGCGUGGAGGAAUGGACCAGGCAGCUCGAGGCGUCUAAUGCGUCCAAGAAGCUGGUUGUCGUCGAUUUCACUGCCUCAUGGUGUGGACCUUGCCGAAUGAUUGCACCACUCUUUACCGAACUUGCCAAGAAGUUUCCAAAUGUUGUUUUCCUCAAGGUUGACGUUGAUGAACUGCAGACUGUUGCAAGAGACUGGGCUAUAGAAGGAAUGCCGACCUUUGUCUUCCUAAAGGAAGGAACCAUCGUGGACAAGAUCGUUGGUGCAGAUAAGGUAGCGCUGCCAAAGAAGAUUGAGCUUCUCCUGUCUAAGUGAGCGUUUAAUCAAUGCAAGAUCAAGUCAUCUUCUCUCAAAACCUUCCCAUUGUCAAUAAGCAAUUUGCAGAGAUCUUGGAUCUUAAUUUCAAGUCUCGGAUAAAAGUUCUACGAGCGCCUAGCAAAUGCUUUUAUGAUUCGUCAUGUUAAAAGCAUUGAUUGUCAUGCUUGACGUUCUUGAUCUCAACUUCCAGUUGUGCAUCAGUUAAUACUUGACCUUCAUGUUUGGCGGCUUUGUUUAGAUAUGGACCUUCCUCACA
Messenger RNA from Zingiber officinale, 680 nucleotides. Its product is annotated as thioredoxin H1-like. The coding region runs from base 77 to 421 and encodes 114 amino acids. The transcript is spliced from 3 exons. The record is from RefSeq and is a predicted model, not a curated record. NCBI's taxonomy places the organism in Eukaryota, Viridiplantae, Streptophyta, Magnoliopsida, Zingiberales, Zingiberaceae.